This is a messenger RNA of Ictidomys tridecemlineatus (thirteen-lined ground squirrel), 2978 nucleotides long. It is a transcript of the gene C11H1orf94, whose product is annotated as chromosome 11 C1orf94 homolog. NCBI's taxonomy places the organism in Eukaryota, Metazoa, Chordata, Mammalia, Rodentia, Sciuridae. The record is from RefSeq and is a predicted model, not a curated record.
GCUCGACGGCAAGGGUGUGGGAGCCACUGGCGAGAAAAUUGGCCACAGCCGCCCGGCCGGGCCGGCCCUGCGGACACUGCGCCUUUUUAAAGGGUUGGGAACCUUCCGGGUGCUGAUCGCAGCCCUGCGCAGGGGGCGUGGCAGGUGUCUGCUGGGGGUCCGCGGCCGGGCGGGCUGCCGGCCCAUUGGCACAUUGGGGAUUUAUUUCCCAGGCAGCAGAGCAUCCUCAGGAAAGGGGGUCAGAAGCGGGGAUCAGGGACAGCGGCAGCCACCACCACUCCCCGGGGGGCCAGGGCCGUUGGCACUGGGUGUGCGCGGGGUUCCUGGGAAGGCCCGCGCUGAGAACCUCAUGGCAAGCUCCUGCCCCCAAGGAACCUAGCACAGUGCCAGGACCUUGCCCAGCCAUCCACUGUGGCUCAGCGGGCAAGAAUGGGCUGAGCCCCAGGUGCCGCAAGGAGUCACAGGGGUGUCGCAACGGGGGAGUGACAGGGACUGUGGGGAGAGCCAGUCCUCCCCCUCCAGCUGCUCCCAGAUGUCAUUCUGCCCGCCCAGGCCCCUGGUUCCUGAGCUCCCGGGGAUUCCACAGUUACUAAGCUACUGGUUUUUGUUGACUUUUAAAUAUUUUCUUCUAAGGGAGAAGGGGAGGGGGGCAAAAGUCAGCAACGAGCAAGUAAAAACAAGUCAAAAUAAGCCCCCUCUCCCCCAAAGAAAGCUGUCCAGCACCCACCAUCCCUACACAAACCCAAGGCCUUCCAAUAUAACCAUCUGGCUGGAGCAACAGCCGGACAGGACUGACCUGCUUCCCAGGCUCCCCCCUCAGCGCCCUUCUUGGUGAAUGAGGGGCGGUGGUGGAUGGUCUCUCUGUCUUCCAGCCCUGGGAGGACAAAGGGGCUUCCAGAAAGAGAGGAGGAGGAUGGCCAGUGGGAAUGGACUCUCUUCAUCCUCGGCCCUUGUGGCCAAGCGCCCCUCUGCCCUGGGCCCAUUCCCCAGAUAUGUCUGGAUCCACCAGGACACACCCCAAGACAGCCUAGACAAGACUUGCCAUGAAAUCUGGAAGAGAGUUCAGGGCUUACCUGAGGCCCUGCAGCCCAGGACCUCGAUGGAGCAGCUCUCUACCCCCAUGGCUGGAACUCCAAGAGACCGUGGGUUCAGCUUCCAAGAAGAAGCUCUGGAACUCAGCAGCGGCAAGGAUGAGAUCUCCCUGUUGGUGGAGCAGGAGUUCUUGAGUCUCACCAAAGAGCACCUCAUCCUGGUCAAAGAGAGCUCAGGGGACCUGGCAGCCCCUAGAGGCAUUCCCCAAGGGACCAGAGAACCAGUUCCUUGUAUUCUCGCACCUCCUUUGGUGGCUGGUAGCAGUGAGCGCCCUGGAGCCUCCAUCAUUGCUGGUGACAACCUGCGGGAGCAGAAGGUGGCCGUGUCUGUGAUUGGCAGCCGGCAGGACUGCGAUUCUGCCCUGUCCACGGUGACAGGCAUCUUGCGUGCUGCCAAGAUCAAAGGGACUGAGGAUGGGGGCCACAGCCUGGGUGCCUCCAACUCAGAGAUCAGCAAGCUCCUGGCCCAGUUUCCACUGAAGUCCACGGAGAUGUCCAAGACCCCCGACAACAAGAUGGUGCUGGAGGAGGCAAGGGUCAUCAAGGACUUCCUGCAGAACAGCAUGUUCAGUGGCUCUGGGAGCUUCAGGGAGCCUGCAGGGCUGGGCCCAUUCCUGCUGCUGCCACCCCCACCUCCUCCUGCACCCCCCGACAAACUCUUGGAGCUCCCUGCUCAGAAGAGGCAGCUCCCCGUGUUUGCUAAGAUCUGCUCCAAGGCCGAGUCUGACCCCACCCUGGAGGGGCACCACUCGAUGGAACGGAAUCCUGGCAGCAAGGAGCUGGCCAAGGGUCGAGAGAGCCUCUUCCUCAGCCAGUGGCCCCAGAGUCGGAAGGACAGCUGCAAUGAGGAGGGUUGCAUUGACCCAGUGGGCACCAUGUCCACCAAGAAGCCUGCAUGGCCGGCCGAGAAGAACCUGCUUUACGAGUUCCUCGGUGCCACCAAGAACCCGAGCGGGCAGCUGAGGCUUCGCAGCAAAGUGGAGGUGGAUGGGCUGGAGCUGAAACUUAACCCUCCGGUAACAGUGGCCGACAAGAACAACCUGAAGUACACGGGGAACGUUUUCACCCCACGCUUUGCCACAGCCUUGACCUCCACGACAGUGAACCAGCCUUUCUGGCUCAACCUGAACUGCCCGCCUCCACCGGUGUUCACCAAUCACUCCACCUUCCCGCAGUAUCAGGGCCUGCACCCCCAGCGCUCAGCCAGGACGCCCUAUCAGCAGCCUGUGCACCCCCAGCUGGGGUGUUACUCCCGACAGGUGACACCAUACAACCCCCCACAGAUGGGACAGCAGAUGGGACAGCAGAUCUUCCGCUCGUCCUACACCCCCCUGUUAAGCUACAUCCCCUUCGUCCAGCCCAACUAUCCAUACCCGCAGAGGACACCUCAAAAGCUGUCCGCCAACCCCCGAGACCCUUCCCCCAUGGCAGGAGAUGGGCCGCAGUACCUCUUCCCCCAAGGAUAUGGGUUUGGCUCGACGUCUGGUGGGCCCCUGAUGAACAGCCCCUAUUUUUCCUCCAGUGGGAAUGGCAUAAAUUUUUAGACUUCCUUCUCUUUUCCUUCUUCCCUGCUUAGCCCUUGGAUCAGGGCUAAGGGCUCUGGAAUUCUGGAUUCUGCAACCACUUGGUAUGAAGUUUGGAAAGCCAAGGUUCCGACCAGGUCACAGGCAGAAAACAGCAAGACCAGAUGCAUCUGUUGACCGGCACUCACACAUAGCACACACCCUCUUGUUCAUACCUGUUCAACCACACAUGCACCCAUAUUUAGGUAACAUGAGUGAUUUUUUUUUUGUUUGUUUUUGUUGUUGUUGGUAAAAAAAUAGAAGUAAGAUACUUAAUUUUAGAAAGUUUGUAUUUUAUGAUAAAACUAUGAGCUGCAUGAAUUGG